UGUAAUCAGGCCUAAUGCCACAUGAUUUUACAGCUUGGAUUGUUUUAACAAAGCAGCUAUUCCACUUUAUGUACCAUAACUACCGGGGGUUCGGGAUCCUCUUUACGCGCCAAAAGAGCGCAUUGUCACGAGCAGCGUCCUCACCUUGGCAACCGGUCUGCGUCCACUAGUGUUUAUUUUUAGAAGCCGUCGUGACACUCUCGUUCAGCACACAGCCCGUGUUCCUCCGGUCAAUAAUUCAUAGGUUGUAGGCCUGCAGUGAAGAGUCAGGGAGCAGGGCUGCAGCGACUUCCAGCCACAGGACGCCGAAAAAGACACACAGGGUGCACGCACCGCCCCAGGAGCGAGACACCCCCAAACUAUGAGGCAGCGCAGCACACAGCGAGCCUCUAUGAGGAAGCACUGUGGCCCCCGCUGGGCCCCAGCCCGGACCUCCAUGACCACCGAGUACCAGGACAGGUUCCUCCCUCCCUGCUGCCAUAUGGCCGUCAUCUCCACCGCAAAACAGAAAAACCCUUACCAUCCGCUGAAGGGGACCAGUUCUGACAUAGCCACGUAUCGAUCAUACUUUGUCACCAAGUUGGUAAAAAACCCGCCGAAGGCCCCACAGCCACCUGUGGCACCCAGAGCUCAACGGCAAUGCAGCAGCGCUCCACACAUGCAGCUGAAACUCAGGGUGGAGGACUACACAUCUGUGUACAAACAUGACUUCCGAGCAUGGAAGACGAACAUGGACCGGCUGAGUGACAGCUUCAACGUCAACCAGGGGUCAGUUAUCACAGACAGCCCCUCCCAGAAAGGUGCUGCUGAAGUGGAAGUGACCUCUCCACCAGCCCUACAGAGGCCACGUGUGUUUGAAAGCAUGACCAGCUACAGAGCCGACUACGUCGCCCACCCAGUGCAGCCCAGGACAAGCAGAGACAAACCUGUGCACCGAGACAACAUAGCUCUGCUCACAGAGCCUGCAGCGUCCUUUACACCCAAGAUGGCUUGGGACAUAAACCAAGAACGCACUGAUGGAGCCAGUGAAUUCUUCAAGCAUUUCAAGACCCAGUCCCCGGAAACCAAGUUCCACGGCCAAGGCAAAGCCCGAGUGUUCAGUCCAGCAGCUGAUCACACUGAGUUCAUCUCCACCACACAUGCAGACUUCACACCACUGAAGUGGCAGCGCACCGAGCCAAUCCUGCCCUCUAUGCAAAUCAGCCAGAGUAAGGAGCCUUUUCACGCCACGACCACUAUGAGGGAAGCUUACAAAGACUGGAACACACUGCGACAGCUCCCUGCCGUCCAUAAAGAAGACAUGGCCUGGCCCUGGAAAAGCCCCGUGUCAGCGUGCACAGCUGCGGCUGCUGAGAGCUGUAAAACCACCAACAAGCCUUUGAGACCUGAUCCCAAAAUGACUGAGGCUGCAGUGUGUAAUUCCAGAUGUAAUGCAUCCUGGAUGCACCAGUCAACGUCUGCAGACAAAGGAGUGACCCGGUCGGACGGCGACGACGGCGAGGAGCCAUCACAGACCCACCAGAUUAUCAGCUAUAUGAUUUAAUUCAUGAGUGUUAUGUAAUCUGCAAUGUGAAAGCAAAUCAUAUCCAGUUUGGUAAAGAGGUUUUCAUUAGAUAAACAGCUACAGGCUUUCUACCACAACAUGGCGUAUGUCUUUCAGU
Monopterus albus (swamp eel) is the source of this 1661-nucleotide messenger RNA. RefSeq lists its product as uncharacterized. The coding region runs from base 362 to 1543 and encodes 393 amino acids. The record is from RefSeq and is a predicted model, not a curated record. The transcript is spliced from 4 exons. NCBI's taxonomy places the organism in Eukaryota, Metazoa, Chordata, Actinopteri, Synbranchiformes, Synbranchidae.